This is a messenger RNA of Akanthomyces muscarius, 810 nucleotides long. RefSeq lists its product as uncharacterized. The record is from RefSeq and is a predicted model, not a curated record. Gene Ontology annotation, cellular component: cytosolic small ribosomal subunit; ribosome. The transcript is spliced from 2 exons. Gene Ontology annotation, biological process: translation. NCBI's taxonomy places the organism in Eukaryota, Fungi, Ascomycota, Sordariomycetes, Hypocreales, Cordycipitaceae. Gene Ontology annotation, molecular function: structural constituent of ribosome; RNA binding. Bases 1 to 810 code for a protein of 269 amino acids.
AUGGCUGAUCGUGGUGGACGCGGUGGCGCUGCUCCCGCCGGAGCCGCUGAGCGCGGUCGUGGUGGUGGCUUCGGAGGCCGUGGCGGCGACCGUCGCGGUCGUGGCCGUGGCCGUGGUCGUCGCGGCGGCAAGGGCGAGGAGAAGGAGUGGCAGCCCGUCACCAAGCUCGGCCGUCUCGUCAAGGCUGGCAAGAUCAACAGCAUGGAGGAGAUCUACCUGCACUCCCUGCCCAUCAAGGAGUACCAGAUUGUCGACCACUUCCUCAAGGACUCCCUCAAGGAUGAGGUCAUGAAGAUCAAGCCCGUCCAGAAGCAGACCCGUGCCGGUCAGCGUACUCGUUUCAAGGCCGUCGUCAUCAUCGGUGACUCCCAGGGCCACGUCGGUCUCGGCAUCAAGACCUCCAAGGAAGUCGCCACGGCCAUCCGCUCCGCCAUCAUCAUCGCCAAGCUCUCCGUCAUCCCCGUCCGUCGCGGCUACUGGGGCAACAACCUCGGUCAGCCUCACUCCCUGCCCUGCAAGGAGUCCGGCAAGUGCGGUUCCGUCACCGUUCGCCUCAUCCCUGCCCCCCGCGGUACCGGCCUCGUCGCCUCCCCCGCCGUCAAGCGCUUCCUGCAGCUCGCCGGUGUCGAGGACGCCUACACGUCGUCGGCCGGCUCCACCAAGACCCUCGAGAACACCCUCAAGGCCUGCUUCGUCGCCGUCUCCAACACCUACGGCUUCCUCACCCCCAACUUGUGGAAGGAGACCAAGCUGCUCCGCAGCCCCCUCGAGGAGUUUGCCGACUCUCUCAAGGAGGGCAAGCGCAUUUAA